This is a messenger RNA of Cornus florida, 2083 nucleotides long. Its product is annotated as alpha-L-fucosidase 1-like. Gene Ontology annotation, molecular function: alpha-L-fucosidase activity. Lineage: Eukaryota; Viridiplantae; Streptophyta; Magnoliopsida; Cornales; Cornaceae. The record is from RefSeq and is a predicted model, not a curated record. Gene Ontology annotation, cellular component: lysosome. The coding region runs from base 253 to 1713 and encodes 486 amino acids. The transcript is spliced from 3 exons. Gene Ontology annotation, biological process: glycoside catabolic process; fucose metabolic process.
GAAUUUCACAACAAUGAGAAUCAAACAAAUUAAGCCUCAAACCAAAAGAUUUUGCAAUAUCAACAUUCCUCCUAUUUUGGCUUGGCCUCUCUAAGGAAUCUCUCACCUAUUCUUUAUUUGGUCCCCAUGAUCAUCCAUUAAUAGUCCUCCCAACCUCCUCCCUAUCUCGUCACUAUCCUCCACAAAUCACCACUCAAUAGACUCCACCUCUCUUUCAUCACCAACAAUUUAGAGAGAGAGAGAGAGUCCAUUAUGGCCAAACUCUGGUGUUUUGUGUGUGUAAAUAUACUAUUUACAGUCUUUCAAAUUGCCAAAUCCAAAAAAGAACAAGUAACAACACCCCCAUUGCCAAUUCUUCCAUUACCAUCGUAUUCCCAAUUGAAAUGGCAACAGAGAGAGAUCAUAAUGUUCCUCCACUUUGGUGUCAACACGUUCACGGACUCCGAAUGGGGAACCGGAGAUGAAAGCCCAUCCAUCUUCAACCCCGCGGGACUCAACGCCGGCCAAUGGGCUGACACCGCGGCCCAAGCCGGUGUCUCCCUUAUGAUCCUCACUGCAAAACACCAUGACGGCUUUUGCUUAUGGCCUUCUAAGUACACUGACCACUCCGUCAUAAGAAGUCCGUGGAAAAAUGGCCAUGGCGACGUAGUUCACGAGCUCGUCGACGCUGCAAAAGACCGUGGCAUCGACAUCGGCCUCUACCUCUCGCCGUGGGAUCGCCAUGAUCGAAGAUAUGGGCGUAAUGUGGAGUACAAUGAAUACUAUUUGGCUCAAUUACAAGAGUUACUCAACAAAUAUGGAAGUGUUCAAGAGAUAUGGUUCGAUGGAGCAAAGGGCUCAAAUGCGCCAAACAUGUCCUACUACUUUAGUGAUUGGUUUGCAAUGGUGAAAGAAUUACAGAGCACAAUUAACAUAUUCUCCGACGCCGGUCCGGACGUCCGGUGGGUCGGAGACGAACAGGGUUUUGCCGGAAGCACAUGCUGGUCCACCAUUAACCGGACUUCCCUAUCAAUCGGAAAUGGUAGCAUUGUCAAUUAUCUAAACACCGGUGAUCCGAAAGGGACUGAUUGGCUACCAGCAGAAUGCGACGUUUCGAUCCGAACAGGGUGGUUUUGGCAUAAAUCACAAGCACCAAAGAAGCUAAGUGAGCUACUUGAGAUUUACUACAACUCAGUGGGACGAAACUGCGUGUUGUUACUCAAUGUGCCACCAAACACGACCGGACUAAUAUCCGAAACCGACAUUCAGAGAUUAAGGGAGUUUAGAAGUGCAAUUGACACUAUAUUUGGCGCCAAUUUGGCGGAGAAAUGCUCAAUGAAAGCUAGUAGCCAAAGGGGAGGAAAGAGCGGAGGUUUUGGGCCCGAAAAUGUGCUAGACAGUGACCAUUUGUGGACAUACUGGGCACCAAGUGAUAAGGAUGAGGAGAGCCGUUGGAUUGAAAUAAGGGCGACCAAUGGACCGCUGAGAUUCAACGUGAUCCGGAUUCAGGAAGCGAUCGGGCUAGGGCAGAGGAUCAAACGGCACGAGAUUUAUGUGGACGGUGAUCGAGUUGCGAGUGGGACCACGGUUGGGUACAAGAAGCUCCACAGGCUUGAAAAGGAGGUGAUUCAUGCCUACAGUGUGAGGAUACUAAUCAAGGAGUCACGGGGAUUGCCUUUGCUCUCUUCUGUUGGCCUGCAUUUUGACCCCUUUUGGCACCCAAAUCAGCAGUGACCACCUCAAAAAAUGGUCCACUUACCCAACUAUUUUGCAUUUUUCUUUAAGGCGUGUUUUAAGUUCUCUCUGUUUUACUCUUGCUUAAAGUCAUAAAUCACAGCCAAAAGGUUUAAAAGGCAUGAAGUAAUUGAAGUUUCCUAGAAUUCAUAUGUCGUUUGUGAAACUGUUUAUUUUAUUUUUUAUUUUUUGGUUGUAAAAUAGGGUUGUGGUCCGAAGUAGUACCACAAAUAAUUGAUUGGUUGAACUUUUUAGGGAUUUUUAUUCAGAUUAAGCCAAAAUCUUUAGUUUGAUUGAGUGCCCCUUUGAAGCUGCUUUUUAGAAGUCACUUGUUAUGAAAUAAAGGUCUCAUUCCACUUUUUCCUUAUUA